Orycteropus afer afer is the source of this 648-nucleotide messenger RNA. It is a transcript of the gene RNASE10, whose product is annotated as ribonuclease A family member 10 (inactive). The record is from RefSeq and is a predicted model, not a curated record. The coding region runs from base 1 to 648 and encodes 215 amino acids. The transcript has a single exon. NCBI's taxonomy places the organism in Eukaryota, Metazoa, Chordata, Mammalia, Tubulidentata, Orycteropodidae. Gene Ontology annotation, molecular function: nucleic acid binding.
AUGAAGCUGACUCUGGUGCAGAUCUUCUUCAUGCUGCUGCUGUUGCUGCUAGGUCUGGGGAUGGGUCUGGGCCUAGGGCUUCACAUGGCUGCAGCAGUUCUGGAGGAGAGUGAUCAACCACUGAAUGAGUUUUGGGCCAGUGAUUCCCAGGACAGGGAUGAGGCUGCUGAGGAAGGAGAGGGCACCCGAACCGCAGAAACUUUGCUGCUUACAAACCCAGAAGUAGCUGGCUGGCAACCAGAAGAAACCAUUUUCAAUGAAGAUGAGGUUGGGAACAACAAGAUGCUCAGAGCUGAUGUUCUCUUUCAGAGCAGCAAAGACUACCUUAGGUAUAACUUGGUCUCCAGGGAAUGCAAUGCUAUGAUGGCCCACAAAAUGAAGAAGCACAACCAAACCUGCAUAACCCAGUACACAUUCAUCCAUGAGGAUGAAGACACGGUCAAGUCUGUCUGUAACAGUCCAGUCAUUGCCUGUGAACUCAAAGGGGGCAAGUGUCAUAAAAGCCCCCGCCCCUUUGAUUUGACACUCUGCAAGUUGUCCAAACCAGGCCAGGUCACUCCUCACUGCAACUACCUAACUUUCAUUUUUGAAAAAUUCAUUGUUAUAACCUGUAGUGACAUGAAGUUCCAGUUAUCCCCUGGACAGUGA